This is a messenger RNA of Centropristis striata (black sea bass), 854 nucleotides long. Its product is annotated as retinal cone rhodopsin-sensitive cGMP 3',5'-cyclic phosphodiesterase subunit gamma-like. Gene Ontology annotation, biological process: visual perception; positive regulation of G protein-coupled receptor signaling pathway; positive regulation of epidermal growth factor receptor signaling pathway. Gene Ontology annotation, cellular component: photoreceptor outer segment membrane. The transcript has 2 exons. Bases 627 to 854 code for a protein of 75 amino acids. The record is from RefSeq and is a predicted model, not a curated record. Gene Ontology annotation, molecular function: cGMP binding; 3',5'-cyclic-nucleotide phosphodiesterase activity. NCBI's taxonomy places the organism in Eukaryota, Metazoa, Chordata, Actinopteri, Perciformes, Serranidae.
CAUACAGAAGCUGUAGAUGAUCAGCUGUGUCUAACUGAAAGCAGGAGCACGGUGAAACUAAAUCAGAAAAUGGGGUGUGAUGUUGAAGAACUAAAUGGAGACUAUUGUUGACACCAUUUGUUUGAGUGUUCAGAGAAGCCAGCAGAGAGAUCAAAGUACAUUUCUGGUAAAGUCCACAGUGGGGCUGAGCUUUCCUGUAAGAUAAGACUUAUAGCUGAGGUCAGAGAGAAGAUUUAAGCAGAUUGAAAAUUAGCUGCAAGAGGCAAAAUCCUCCUAGUCUCAGGGUUCAUCGCUCAUGGUGUACAGUAUGCGUGUUGACUUCGGACUAAGUAUGGAAUUAGGUGAACUUAGUGAUAUUUUGGUCUGAAGAUAUACAGUAUGUAACGUGGCCCAGAGUAAUCUUUAGAGCUUUGAAGGUGUAAAAAUAGACAAAGCUGUUUGUGUAACAGUUUCUCAAGGAGCUUUAUGAUGGCUUUAGUCCAUAGUUUGACCUGACCUGGGGAUGUUAUAUCAUCUCAGCAUAGAGCAGCUGGCUCAGAGGAGGAGGAGGAGGAGGAGGAUGAUAGAUCUUAUAUAUGAAGAUUAACUAACUGACUGCUAAUUGUUUUUCUCUCAGAGCAUUAAAGAUGGCAGACGCAGGUGUUGCAGCUCCCGCCGACAAGAAGGCUCCCCCCAAGUUCAAGCAGAGGGCUGCUCGUACCUUCAAGAGCAAGGCCCCCAAGCCCGGCCAGAAGGGAUUCGGAGACGACAUCCCCGGCAUGGAGGGCCUUGGCACAGACAUCACAGUGGUCUGCCCAUGGGAAGCCUUCGGGGACAUGGAGCUCAGCGACCUGGCGAAAUAUGGAAUUGUCUAG